UCAUUCGGGCCGUCCGUCCGUGCGUGUGACGGGAUCGCGCUAACAAACUAAUAUUUAGUUUUUAAAUAGUAAUUAAAUACAAAUAUGAGGGAAAUAGUGCAUCUGCAGGCCGGACAAUGCGGAAACCAGAUUGGAGCCAAAUUCUGGGAGAUCAUAUCGGAGGAGCACGGCAUCGACCCCACCGGCGUGUACCGAGGAACCAGCGACCUACAGCUUGAGAGGAUCUCCGUGUACUACAAUGAGGCCUCUGUUGCGACGGCGGAGAACGGGGGCAAGUACGUCCCCCGCGCCAUCCUGCUCGACCUCGAGCCAGGCACAAUGGACGCAGUCCGGUCCGGGGCGUACGGGCAACUCUUCCGGCCGGACAACUUCGUAUUCGGACAGUCCGGCGCAGGCAACAACUGGGCCAAGGGACACUACACCGAGGGCGCAGAACUCGUCGACGCAGUACUCGAUGUAGUGCGCAAGGAGUGCGAGAACUGCGACUGUCUGCAGGGCUUCCAGCUCACACACUCGCUCGGCGGAGGCACCGGCUCCGGCAUGGGCACGCUCCUCAUCUCCAAGAUCAGGGAGGAGUACCCCGACAGGAUCAUGAACACAUAUUCCGUGGUGCCCUCGCCCAAGGUGUCCGACACAGUGGUGGAGCCCUACAACGCAGUGCUCUCUAUUCAUCAGCUAGUCGAAAACACAGAUGAAACCUACUGCAUAGAUAACGAAGCUCUCUACGAUAUUUGCUAUAGAACCCUCAAAGUCCCUAACCCCACGUACGGCGACCUGAACCACUUGGUAUCGCUCACCAUGUCCGGCGUGACGACGUGUCUGCGGUUCCCUGGUCAACUGAAUGCGGAUCUCCGCAAGUUGGCAGUCAACAUGGUGCCGUUCCCGCGUCUUCACUUCUUUAUGCCUGGAUUCGCUCCUCUGACAUCUCGCGGCAGCCAGCAAUACCGCGCCCUCACCGUGCCCGAGCUCACGCAACAGAUGUUCGACGCCAAGAACAUGAUGGCGGCGUGCGACCCACGCCACGGCCGCUACCUCACCGUGGCCGCCAUCUUCCGUGGCCGCAUGUCCAUGAAGGAGGUGGACGAGCAGAUGCUUUCCAUUCAGAACAAAAAUAGCAGCUUCUUCGUGGAAUGGAUCCCUAACAACGUUAAGACAGCUGUAUGUGAUAUUCCUCCCAAGGGCUUGAAAAUGUCGUCUACGUUUAUCGGUAACACGACGGCUAUCCAGGAGCUGUUUAAGAGGAUAUCUGAGCAGUUCACCGCUAUGUUCAGGCGCAAGGCUUUCUUGCAUUGGUACACUGGCGAGGGUAUGGACGAGAUGGAGUUUAAUGAAGCGGAGAGCAAUGUAAACGACCUGGUGUCGGAGUACCAGCAGUACCAGGAGGCGACGGCGGAAGACGACACGGAGUUCGACCAGGAGGACAUGGAGGAGCUGGCACAGGAUGAGCACCACGACUAGGUGCCUCUACUCUUAAGUGUUAGUAUACUCGUAUGUAAUGUACGGCUACCACUACACGGCCACAUCGUGUCUAUGCAAUAUAUUCCCCUUGAUUAGUGUGCCCUGCUCCUGUGUCGUGGUAGAUAGUAAGUCAGCCAGGGCCAGCCCGCGCCGGACCAGUUUUGUACCACUUUUUAUAUGUUUUCCAAACGUAAUGUAGAGGCUAAGUCGCGUGCAUUUUACCAAAGUGUCCCUGUGGACCAACGAACGUUUUCCGAAUUCUUCAUCCAUCGCACUGACCCGUCAAACGCAUUGACGCAUCACGUGCAAUAUUAUGAAUUUUAUCUAAUGAAUUAAUUUUAUCAAAUGAUAGUAUUAUUAUGUCGAAGUCUGUUUUAAUUGAUUACUAAUUAGUUUAAGUGGAAACUUUAUAAGAAACGUACCAACUUGUGCAUUUCUUAGCUUAAGUUAUUUUCUUGUAUGCUUUUAUUAUAAUAAUUUAUAAUAAAUGUUUUAAAUUAU
This is a messenger RNA of Spodoptera littoralis (African cotton leafworm), 1959 nucleotides long. The record is from the annotation of a GenBank genome assembly. Lineage: Eukaryota; Metazoa; Arthropoda; Insecta; Lepidoptera; Noctuidae.